This is a messenger RNA of Ahaetulla prasina, 12024 nucleotides long. RefSeq names its product protocadherin gamma-B5-like. Gene Ontology annotation, biological process: homophilic cell-cell adhesion. Gene Ontology annotation, cellular component: plasma membrane. The transcript has 3 exons. The record is from RefSeq and is a predicted model, not a curated record. Lineage: Eukaryota; Metazoa; Chordata; Lepidosauria; Squamata; Colubridae. The coding region runs from base 1389 to 3851 and encodes 820 amino acids. Gene Ontology annotation, molecular function: calcium ion binding.
AUGCUUACCACUGACAGAAAGCUUUUUUAUAAAUAUAAAUGUGUACAAAUAUUCCCAAUAAUAAUGGCAACAAUAACAUUAAUGAAAGGAGAUCUAUUUACAAAACAAGGUUUUGCUAGCAUAUUGAUUAUAUGCAGAUUAAAUGAUAAAAGAGAAAAUGAUAUAAUAGAAGUUAGAAAAAACAUUACUAGAAGUAUUAGAGAAGUGAAAGGAUGUUAAAGAGACUUUAAAACAAUUACAUUUUCAAAUCCUGGGUGGUUUCAUUAAUGAAAACUGUUCUAAUAUUAUAUUGCUUGCCAUUGUAUUCAGGAAUGUGGUUAUAUGAUUUAAAUUGACUUUCCAGAUCUGUCAGCAAUUGUUAUAGGCAGACCAUACAGAUUAUUUGGAAAGUUACAUUAUUGCUAAGCACAUUUUCCAAAUGCUUAAAAUGAAACAGUAGUUUUUAAAGUGAUUGGAAUACAUCUUCUUUCACUCAUGCUCCUUCUUCCUCUUGUUAGUAAAACUAUUGUCUACUUAAAAGAAAAGAAAUACAAAAUUGACAUUUAGUAGUUUUCCUCUGGUGCCAUGGUAUGGUUCAGGAUAAACUAAAUUCUGAGAUCAAACACAUCGUACAUUUAUUUUUAGAUAUACAGAUCCUAUAGACUGUAUUCAUCACGGGGCAGUAAAUAUCAAAGCAACAGAGUAAAAACGCAGUAAGAACUUUAAGAUAUAUUUUAAGUAUCAUUGUCAUCCCAUUUAUUGAGUCUAGUUUGUGUGCCAUGGGGUAGAUAAGAGUAUUAAGAUGCAUAAAAAUCUCACUCUUCAGUUAUGUGCUUAUUUUCCUGAGGCCAGAUCUACUGGAGUGAAUUCUAAAUUAACAAGUAUUAGCAUUGCACUGUAUACCAUGACAUUAAGAGCUCAAUGAAUGAAAGUUCAUUGAAAGAGUAAUGUUAGAACUGCAGCGUGAAGAAGAAAGAAAAAAACAAAAAUUACAAAGCCAACUCUUUAAAAACUCUGCUGCAGUUUUCAGUUAACAUAACUUUUAUGAACACACCAAAAACGGGUCAUGUAUGAAGACCCCAAAAACAUCCAAGCACUUUUUUAAUAUUCGCCACUAUUACUUUUUUAUUACUUGUGGAACAGAAUCCCUUGCACUUUCCCUUCUGACCUCAGGGUGUCGCUGUUAGCCAACGGGGACGCCGAAGAGAAUAGCGAAGAGCUGUUUGUUAUACAGACGCUUCCUAAAGGAGGAUUUCAGCAUUUCGUUAAAGACAGGGAAAACAGUUGAUCACAAAUGCAAAGCAGUCUUGCGAAACGGGAAGGUCCCAGACAUUAAGAAGAAACGAGAGUGUUUCUUACUAUUCUGCGUUCUGAUGAGAUUUUGAGGCAGUCACUUUAUCGCAGAGGAGAUGGAGCGAGGGCAAGGAGGGAAUGGCAGAGCAAUCCGAAGGCAAGUACUAUCGCUCUUAGUCUUGUCGGUUUCCUACCGGGCCGUCUCCGAACAGAUUCAUUAUGCCAUCCCCGAGGAGAUGUCAAAAGGUUCUAUAGUGGGGAAUCUUGCAAAGGAUCUAAGACUGAGUCUCAGAGAACUGGCAAUGCGCAAAAUGCACGCCAUCUCUCUGGACGAGGUGCAGUAUUUCACAAUCAAUGCAGGAAAUGGAAACCUCUGUGUGAAUGAGAGGAUAGAUAGGGAAGAAAUAUGUGGCCGUAUCCCACUGUGUGUUCUUAAUCUUAAAGUGGUUAUUGAAAAUCCAUUAAAUAUUUACCAUCUAAAAAUAGAGAUACAAGACAUUAAUGAUAAUUCUCCACAGUUUCUCAAUAGCAUAAUCCAGUUGGAGAUAAUUGAAACAACACAAAUAGGCACCAGAUUCCUUCUUGGGAAUGCCAAAGAUCCAGACAUUGGCACAAACGCUUUACAGAAUUAUCAUCUUAGCACCAAUCCUUACUUUACUUUGGAUGUGAAAGAGAGUCAAGAUGGAAAUAAAUUUGCAGAUUUAGUACUCCAGAAAUCACUUGAUCGCGAGAGUGAACCAACGGUACAGCUAACACUUACUGCCCUAGAUGGCGGAAAACCCAGAAAAACUGGAACAGCCCAAAUAUGGAUCAAUGUCACCGAUGCCAAUGAUAAUCCGCCUAUAUUCACCCAAGACGUCUACACAGUCAGUCUGAGGGAAAACCUACCAGUUGGGUUCCUGGUGCUGCAACUUGUAGCUUCAGAUAAAGAUGAAGGCUCAAAUGCACAAAUCAGAUAUUAUUUCAGCAAUAUACCACUGAGUGGCAAUAAGAAGUUCAGCCUAGAUUCAACCAGUGGAAUGAUUUCUCUUGUGGAACCAUUGGACUUUGAGGAAAGCUCAGAAUAUGUGAUGACUGUAGCAGCAAAAGAUGGAGGUGGAUCAAUGACCCAUUGUAAAGUAGAAGUAAAAAUCCUUGAUGAGAAUGAUAAUGUGCCAGAAAUGAUGUUCGCAUCCAUUUUUAAUCCAAUUCUAGAAGAUUCUCAGAUUGGAACAGUUAUUGCUCUAAUUAAAACAAAUGACAAAGACAUGGACGAUAAUGGAAAGGUCAUUUGUUAUUUAGAAAAUGACUUGCCAUUCAAGAUUCUUCCAUCAUCUGACAACUACUACACUCUCUUGACAGAUAAAACUUUAGACAGGGAAAAAGCAUCUCAGUAUAAUAUUACAAUCACAGCCACUGACAAAGGAACUCCUCCAUUAACCACCCACAAAACCAUCUUGCUGCAAAUCUCUGAUAUCAAUGACAAUGCUCCUGCUUUUGAAAAAACUUCCUACAGCAUCUAUGUGCCAGAGAACAAUCCUUCUGGUGCCUCCAUCUUCCAGAUUCAAGCCUUUGAUCCGGAUGUGGAUCAAAACUCACAGAUCACAUAUUCAAUCCUCACCAGCAACAUUGAAGAAUUUCCCAUCUCCUCCUAUAUCUCCAUUCACUCUGAGACCGGCAUCAUCUAUGCCCAGCGAUCCUUUGACUAUGAACAGUUCAGGGAAUUCCAGCUGCAGGUGAAGGCCCAAGAUGGUGGGAGUCCCCCUCUUAGCAGCAACGUCACAGUCAGGGUGUUUAUCCUGGAUCGGAAUGACAACAGCCCCCAAAUCCUGUCCCCUUCAACAGAUUCCAAGGACUCUGCCCUCUUUGAGAUGGUCCCUCGUUCAGCUGAGGCAGAUUAUCUGGUAACAAAGGUGGUGGCUGUGGAUGCUGAUUCUGGACACAACGCCUGGCUCUCCUACCAGCUGAUUCAGGCCACAGAACCAGCCCUCUUCACUGUUGGCUCCCAUACGGGUGAGAUCAGGACAGCAAGAACCUUUUUGGAAAGAGAUGCUGUGAAACAGAGACUGGUCCUUCUGGUGAAGGAUAAUGGACAACCGACUCUCUCGGCCUCUGUUACUCUGAACCUGGUGUUUGCUGAGAACUUCCAGGAGGCCCUUCCAGAGAUGAAAAACCAGAUGAAGAGUUCAGAGGAUCAGUCUGACCUGCAGUUCUAUUUGGUGGUGGCUUUAGCUGUGAUGUCAUUUUUAUUCCUCUUGUCAGUCAUUCUGGCCGUUGCCAUCAAACUCAGGCAGUCAGGAAAUUCCAGCUUCUUACCAUGUUUUGCUCCCGUUUCCCAUUCCACAGCUGGGGUCAUAUUUCCACCCAAUUUUCAAGAUGGGACUCUGCCUUAUUCCUACCAGCUUUGCCUGUCCUCAGAAUCCAGAAAGAAUGAAUUUACUUUUCUGGCACCAAACAUUCAUAUUGCAGAGAAUGUGCUUUGUGGUGAAAAAACUGAGAUGCCUCUUUCAAGCAACGGAGGGAAAACAUUACAACCUGAGAUGGAGAAUAAUGGGAAGCUAAAUUGCAUUCACCAUUUUGGAACUGCCUCAUGCUACUGAUUCAUGCAAUUUGGAAUUAAAGGCUGAAGAGAACUAGAGUCAGCAGUUUGGAUUGUCAGUGGAUUUUUGUAUCUUCACUUUCAUGGCAUUAGUUUGUAGUGCUUGUUCUUGAGCAGCAAGUAUUAAACCUUCCGUUUCUUUCUUGAUGGUUUCUCUCUUAAGCCAGGCCCAUGUCAAGUUGUUACCACAUUUUCCUUCAAUGUUUUUCAACUGCUGUCCAUGUAGAGCUUUGGUUUUCCAUCCACUUAAUCUGUCAUCCAACUGUUUUUCCUUAUAUUCUGCCUUUGUUUCUGUUGUUUUUAUAAUGUUUUCCAUUUUCACAGCCUGCAACAAUCUUUCUGUGCUUUGGUUCACAUAAUCAUUCAAACUUCAUUUUUCUUCUUCUGCAGUUUGAUGGAUUUGCAAUAGCCCUGUGCCCCCUAUUCUUCUUGGCAGGUACAACCUGUCGGUAUCACUUCAUGGAUAUAAAGCAUAGUACAUAUUCAAAAGUUUAUGCGUUUUCCGGUCCAUGUUUUCCAGUUCAGCCACAGUCCAGUUGAUGAUUCCAGCUGGGUAUCACUGGAACUGCCCAUAUAUUAAUGGCUUUAAUUAUGUUUCCAGCAUUCAGCUUUGAUUUUAAUGUUUUGCAUUGACUCUUUGACUUUUCCAUUCAAGAUGUUAUCUGCUUCUAAUAUGCCUAGGUAUUUGUAACUGUCAUCCUUUGCUAAUGCUUUCAUGAUGCUUCCAUUUCCCAGUUCUAUUCCUUCUAUUUUUUCCAGUUUUCCUUGGUGCAUACCUGUAGAUAGUAUAGCACAUUUUACAAGUCCAAAGUUCAUUCUGAUGUCGCUACUGAACAUCAUCAUCAUCAUCAUCAUCAUCAUCAUCAUCAUCAUCAUCAUCAUUAUUAUUAUUAUUAUUAUUAUUAUUAUUAUUAUUAUUAUUAUUAUUAUUAUUUUAUUUACACAAAAUGACCGUAUACACAGCAAACAAGAUAACUAUGCUGGAUUUUGUAUCACAGAUCACUAGUCGCACACUUCCCAAGCGUUUAGGACUGUGUAAUGUAUCAGCGAAUUAUGCGAGCAGAUCCCAGUAAGGUGGCUUUCUGCAGCUGACCAAUGGUGAUCUUGUCAGUGCCAAUUGCUUUUAAGUGCUUGCCUAUUGUUGUUGUUGUUAUUAUUAUUAUUAUACACCAUUUUUUUGUUUGUUUAUUUAAUGUCAUGUGAGUAUAAUUCCUCAAGCUCAAUAAUAUUUGGGAAAAAUUCUGUUAUUGUAUAGAACAGUUUGUAAAUUGUUGAUAACAUCUUUAACAAAAUAUUAGUGAUAUAAUGCAUAAGAUAAUUAUGGGAGAAAGGUUAUUUCCAUUUCUUUUUUUAUUAUUAUGCAAUUUUCUUUGUUAUAUAUAAAAUUUCGAUAUUCACAAUAGCAGUGUACUGUCUGGGUACAAUCUCUUUUACAUACACAUAAUAAAUCUUGUACGUGCAAUAAUUAUGACUGUUUUUCUCAAAAUCUAUUUGCCAUGGUCUUUGCUAAUCCUUAUUAAACAUUUUCCAUUGUUUAAUUAAACAUCCUGUUCAUUUUUCUCUAUAAUCAAUUUAUACUAUCUGACAUUACAAACAUAAUGUCUUAUACUAAUUAUUCAAUAUUCAUUAUUUAAUUACAAUUACUUCACCUUUGUUUACAUAUCCUCCUUGAUUCUAAAUUUCCAACUUUGCUUCUAUUUUCUAACCAUUAAUAAAAUAGCUCCCAAGUUAAAGAGUAAUAUUUUCCCCAUUUCUAGUUUCUACCUCUAUACUAAUUUUUAAUAGAACAACUCCUAUAUUAGACUGUACUCUACAUCUGUCCCUCAUCUCUUGCCCAUUUUCAUAUCUCAUCUCUUAUUGACUUCUUGGCACAUCUCCCAUAUUCCUCCCUUGGGGUCUUAUAUCUUCUUAUAUCAUUCAUGUUUAAUCUAAGUAUUUCAUCUCUCUCUAUCACUUCUUCACUCUGUUGAGCCUUCAGUAGACCUUUCAAUGAUCCUUUCCUCACUUCAGGGGUGUCCUUCCAUGUGUUCUCUUCUGUUUUUUGAUCUCUUAAAGUGUAAUUUACUUUUUCUAUUUCAUCAGCUUUUACUCUCUCUUCUUUUUUUUUGGUAUCCUUUGUCAUUUUUCCUCCCCUGUCAUUUCCUCUGUUCUUUCUAUUUGCUUCUCUACUUCCUGGAUUUCAUAUUCAUUAUUCAGUGUCUUAUGCUCAUAAUUUUCUGAUCUUAAACUACGUCCUGUACUAAUUCCUUUAUCUCCUUAUGAUUCCUUGUCAUCAUUUCCUGCAUACCUUGGAGAAACAAUAAUAUUUCUUUUAAUAAUACAUUUAUUUCCCCCAUUAUACCAUUUUGCCUUAUUUUAAUGAAUUAAAAAGUUACUCAGUGAUCUAUUCAGAUCCCAAUGUCCCAGUUAUUCAUCUCACCAAGAAAGCCAAUAUUAGAGCACUUCACAAAAUCACUCCCUUAACUAGUCUGUUAGCAACCUUCACGUAAUUUCAAAACAAAUCCAAGCUGUUUCCCAGUCUCACACUGUCCAGCAUAUUUGUAAUCCUCAAGUUCUAAAAUUUGAAUGUUUUCACAAUCUGUCUCCAAACACCAAGUAUAAUCAAUUUACAGGUAUUGUUUAGUGUAUGCCAAUUAAUCUGUAGACUAAACAACUUUCACUCCAGUAGAUGUCACUGUUACUCUUUUUCUCCACUUUUGCUGCAAAUAAAAUAUCUCCAAAAAUAUUUUCCAAUAAUUUUCCAAAGGCCUUCAAAUCAAGAUGGCAAUAAAAGUAUAAUCCAAUAUUUUGAAACAAUUUAAAUUGCUAAAAACUAGCCAAUCCAGUCUAUCCUUUAUCUUUAAGGUUGCUUCUACCUGCAAUUUCUUUUCUUUCUUUUCCAAAUCUGACAGUAGCUCCAGGUCUUAGUUGCCGCUAUUCAACUCAAUUGAGUCCCACUUUUCAAAGGGGGUGUUUUUUAGGGGAAAUUCCAUGGCAAAAGUUAGAAAGUUCUUACCCAGACUGAGCACACUGUUACAGGAUCUUUCCUUUCUUCUCUUUCAUUUCAACUGUCAUGGCUUCGGUUCAGCCAUAAUGGCUGUUUUCUCUUCCACUGGUUAAAGGGGCUUUAUUUGGGUCAAACAAGGAGACUGCACUCUCCUCGCAACCACCGAAGCAUCCUCUCUGUCUUCUACACCCCUACAGGGUGACUUUUGGCCCUGCAAAGCCUCCUGACUAAAAGAAUUUGACAGGACUUUUCGAAGCUACUGGUCAUCCACACCACUUCGCCACAACUUUGGCUGCUUUCCAGAGAAGCUAGCAAUAAAUAUUAUUGAGAAUACAAUACCGGAUUGCAAAUUUCCAUUGUUAGAAGCUCAAGACUUUGCUUUAGGAGACAAUUCUAUGCAGGUGCACAAAAUCAAAUGCAGUAAAUAUUCUGAGUAUACAAACAGUUUUUGUGAUAAAUAUAUUGUUUUGUGAUAAACAAUAUAUUGAAAUAUAUAAUUCUUGUGAUAAACAAUAUAUUGAAAUAAUGCUGGUAAAGCACUUGGAUCAUGAAAAAAUCUUUAUUCACAAUAUUGUUCUCGUGGCACAUGAUAUUGGAGAGCCUGUUAAGUUCAGUUUACUGUGAUGGAUGUUGAUGAUAAUGCAUCUGUUUUUAGCCAAUACUUCUAUAAAGUAAAUAUUUGGAGCCACAAUAAUCAUAUUAACAUUUCUUGAUAAUAGAGAAAGAAACCAACAAAAAAUUAAAUAUUUAGAAAAAUCCCACCCAAAGCUUCUGAAAUAGAUUACAUGAAUGCAAAUGUGGGGGAAAUGAAAAUUGUAGGAAAUUAAGAUUAUGACAAUUCUGUACAUUAUAACAUUGAUGUUCAAGUUCUGGAUGAUGAAGAUUUAUUGGACAGAUCAACCCCUACUAUGUGUUUUAUGGAUCACUUCCAUCCCUAAAUAUUAUCCAUCCAUAACUGUGAUAAUCUUUCUAAAUUUGCAAGAUUGAAGACUUGUCAAAACAUCAGAUGUUCCAUUCCCAAGAACUUCCCUUUCAAAUAGCAAGAUCCUAUGGUAAUUGUUACAGUUUUCAUACAGGAAGAGCAGUUUACAAUAUCACUGUUAUUAGUUGGAGAUCUGCAAUCAGUUUACACUGCUUAUUUAAACAACUGGGGGAAAGGCUAGAGGGGACUCCUUAUUUCCUGUGCGAAGGCAAAUGAGUGAGACAAUUGCAGAAUAACAUACUUCAUCUGUUCAUCACAGUGGUUCAGUGCUUUUCUGUACCUACUUUCUGUUAAUUCUGAGAUUGGAACUAUGGCAUGCUAUCUUUCAGUUAUGAGAGAAUGAAAGAAAUUCAAUUCCUGAUUAAAGCACAGCUCCAAUAUGUCAGUACUUCUCUUCAUCAUGGAUGAGACUCUUGAGACCACCCCUCCCACUGGAGGCUGAACUGGGGUAGAGCUGGGUCCUCAAUCUUCUGAUACACAUUACCUGAUCACUGAAGUAGUGGCAAUAGAUGUGGAUUCCGAUCAGAAUGGUUGGCUCUCUUACCAGUUGGUGAUAGCAAUGAACCUGAAUUGGAAUUCUACUGAAUUCCACACUAGUGAGAUCAGGACAGCUCUUUUGUUUCUGCAGAAAGAUACAUACGGUAAUCCUUUGCUGAAGAUAUUUUUGAGGUAGUAAGGAUUUCCCAAAAGUGCAGAUGAGCUAUCUUAAUUAAAUUUGGGUUCCUUAACAUUGUGCAAUAUUUGUUUUUAUCUAUGGCUAUCAAUGAUGGAGAAGGAAUACAAUUCAUUUGGUAUUUUGCACCAAAAUUUCAAUAUUUUUUUUGUAUAUGAAGAUACCUUUAUCACACAUACAAACUAUUUGUUCUCAUCAAAAACCAUUUCUCUUGUGCAUAAAUAUGCUUGUCAGAAUGAAAGAGCAAGAAAAUAUCAGUUAUUUGUUUAUUCUCCUUAUGAAGGAAAGACAUUAUGAAGAUGUUUCUCAUCUUAAAUAAAGCUUUAUAUUUGUUUUGAGUGAUCCUUAACUUUCAGCCUGAUCACUGCAGAUACAAGCUUAGUAUCUCAGUGGCUAAAAUGGUAUUCCUAAAGAAAGAAUGCAGGGAUUUUCACUUACUAUUUUCACCUAUUCUGAUAUGGAGGAAAAUAUGGAGGAAAAUUAUUAAUGUAACCAUCUACCAAAUCACCCAAAAACAAAUGUGGUGUAUUUCUUCAUCUACUAGCCAUUGAGAAUUUCCACUGCUAAGCAAGGUAGUUGUUAAGUGAAUCCAUCUUCCUUCACUGACUUUGGUUGUCGGAAGUGGCUGAGAAGGUUGCGAAUGGUGAUCACAUGAUCCUGGGAUGCUGCAACGGUCAUAACUACAUGCCAAUUGCCUAACGCUUGAAUUUUGAUCAUGUGACCCUAUGGAUUCUGUGAUGGUCAUAAGUGCAAGGACUGGCUAUAGAUAACUUUUUUCACUGCUGUUGUAACUUUGAAUGGUCGCUAAACAAAUUGUAAAUUGAGGAUUAUCUGCAGUAUGUUUAUGCCUGCUGGUCAACUUCAGACUGGAGAAAAGAACUCAGAUGAGUAAAUAUUUCUGUGUGUAACAAAUUAAUGUGAAAUAAAUAUGAAAUAAAAGUUUUGUACUAGGAUAGCAAUAGCACUUAUAUUUAUAUACCGCUUCACAGUGCUUUAUAGCCCUCUCUAAGCAGUUUACAGAGUCAGCAUAUCACCCCCAACAAUCUGGGUCCUCAUUUUACCCACCUCGGAAGGAUGGAAGAUACUGCACUCUAACCUCUGCGCCACUGUGGAUCCUUCUCUUUCACCCCUUUCUUUCCCUGUCCCCUCUGACUUUAGCUGAAAAUGCAAAGAUCAGCUUUCUUUAAGUACUUGAUCAGGGCUUAUAUUUAUAUAUUUACCUUGCUGAUGUUGUAAAGUACCUGUAAAGGUGGUAUGAGAUUUGCAGAUGCUAUAUAAGGUUCUAAUAUAAGGUUCAGUAGAGAGCCCUGACUUCUCUUUCAACAAGAAAAAUAAAAUAAGCAAAGAGAACAUAACCUGUACAGCCACUGAAUGUGGAAAUAAACUUUGUGAACAGAUAUUCUUCUCUAUUAAAAAGAAUAACAGAUAUUGCCAUUAAUAGAAAUUGGGAGAAGGAGGGAACAAAAAGAAUAUAAUAUAACUACAGUGUACUGUCUUUUCACAAGAAUCCAUUAAUGAGCAUUCAUUGAUUUGGCUACAAAGAAUGAAAUCAACAAAGUUUGAUCAAAAUCAGUCAUGAUGUUCUUCUAAAAAUAGGACCAUGGAAGAUCAAUUAGCACAAGAAAAAAAGGGGAAAGUGCUAAGUCCCCCAUUGCUGAAACAUUGGUUAUCUUUAAAAAAUACUGCAAAUAAUAUUAUAUUUAGUGAGAUAUCUCUAAAUAUUAUAUUUAAUGAGAUAACUAGUAGCUAUAUUUUGUAAAGCCUAAAACAAUGUGGAGUUUGAUGAUUUGGGAGUAUGGAGUUUUGUGUGAUUGAAAAUAGUACAUUGGCUACUUUUAUUUGUAAGUUAACAAUAGACCAAGUGCAAAGUUAUACAAUUAGGAAUUAGAGAAGAAUAACCAUAUUGCCUGAUUUGAUACUUCUUCUUGUAAUCACUUCUAAUUCUAUGUGAGCUGAUGAUUUCACAUGACUGCCUGACAUUCUUCAUGCUCCUCUAUGCCGCUUUUGGCUUCUCUUUUUCAAACACCUUCACUUUUCCUAAGCAUCUGGGCCUUCUCCUAUAACUUUUGCCAUCACAUUAUGUGUCCAAAUUAUUUAAACCUUACCUUUCUUAUUAGUAUUUCUGGUGAGCAGUCUAGUUUUAUUCUGUCUGUAGAAGUUAUGGAAAAGAGCCUAGAAUAAAAAUUAUAAACUGAUUAUUUAUUAAAUUUUUUAAUCUGUUUUCAUUAUUGUUAUAAACAAGUCAAGGCCCCAAACAUUAAAGAUUAAUAAAUAUUAAUAAAACAUUAAACGUUAAAGACCUUGGAGUUUUCAUGUCAAAUGAUCUAAGUGCCAAAGCCCACUGCAACUACAUAGCAAAAAAAGCUCUAAGAGUUGUAAACCUAAUUUUGCGUAGCUUCUUUUCCAAAAACACCACACUACUAACCAGAGCAUAUAAAACAUUUGCUAGACCAAUUCUAGAAUACAGCUCACCUGUUUGGAACCCUCACCACAUCUCUGACAUCAAUACAAUUGAGCGUGUCCAGAAAUAUUUUACAAGAAGAGUUCUCCAUUCCUCUGAAAACAACAAAAUACCUUAUCCCACCAGACUUGAAAUCCUAGGCUUAGAAAACUUGGAACUCCGUCGCCUUCGACAAGACCUAAGUUUAACUCACAGAAUCAUCUAUUGUAAUGUCCUUCCUGUCAAAGACUACUUCAGCUUUAAUUGCAAUAAUACAAGGGCAACCAAUAGAUUUAAACUUAAUGUAAACCGCUUUAAUCUAGAUUGCAGAAAAUAUGACUUCUGCAACAGAAUCAUCAGUGCUUGGAAUACUUUACCUGACUCUGUGGUCUCUUCCCAUAAUCCCAAAAGCUUUAACCAAAAACUUUCUACUAUUGACCUCACCCCAUUCCUAAGAGGACCAUAAGGGGCGUGCAUAAGCGCACAAACGUGCCUACCGUUCCUGUCCUAUUGUUUUUCUUUUCUUCUUCCUAUAUAUGUUUAUAUGUGUAUAUACUACAUAAUCUUUUUGUAUGAUGUUGUGACAAAUAAAUAAAUAAAAUAAAAAUAAAACAUACAUAAUACUCCUUCCUCCUCUUAUUUUCCUCACAACCAGCCUAUGAGGUGGGUUGGGCUGGGCUAAGAAAGAAUUGGUCUAAAGUCACCCAGUUGGCUUUCAUGCCUAAGGCAAGAUUAGAACCCAUGGUCUCCCAGUUUCUAGUCUGGUGUUUUUACUACUAAACCAACUGUGAUGUCAUGUGGCUGCAAGAAAGACAAAUGCUAUUUUAUCUGCAUCACCGAAAGUGUUCAGCUUUAUCCUGCAUUAAUCACAGUUCAUCUCAAAUACUUUGUACUUAAACACCAUUGUUUAAGAAGUAUUAAAACUGGAACUGCUUUAAAGAAGGGGACUGAGGAAGAUCAGGAACUAGAAAUGUAAUAGUAUUAAGUGAGUCUGAAGGAACUAAAAAUCUUUAGUUUGGAGAACAGAAGAUUGAUAGAGGAUAUGAGAACACUCUUCAAGUUCAUAAAUGGUUGUCAUAUAGAAGACCACCAA